Sesamum indicum (sesame) is the source of this 473-nucleotide messenger RNA. Its product is annotated as auxin-induced protein 15A-like. NCBI's taxonomy places the organism in Eukaryota, Viridiplantae, Streptophyta, Magnoliopsida, Lamiales, Pedaliaceae. Gene Ontology annotation, biological process: response to auxin. The record is from RefSeq and is a predicted model, not a curated record.
UCUUACCCUCUUGAGGAACUAUCUAUUCUUGAACCAUGGCCAUCCAUAUGCCACGAAUCAUCCACGCUAAGAGAAUUACUCAACAGUCAGUAAAUGUACCACAGGGAUAUCUUGCUGUUUAUAUUGGGGAUGACAAGAAGAGGUUUGUUGUUCCAGUUAGUUAUCUGAACCAUCCUUCAUUCCAACACUUGCUAAACCAAGCUGAAGAAGAAUUUUGGUUUCACCAGCCAACUGGAGGCCUCACACUUCCCUGCACAGAGGAUGUCUUCGUUGAUCUUGCCUCACACCUUGAACAGAAUUUGAGAUUGAACCUCUAAUCUUUGUAUAGUACAAUUUUGUAGAGAGACUCAUUUAGUACUUCCUUUUCUCUGUGCACAUAGAGACAACACUGGAGAAAAUUUACUGUCCUGAUGUUAGAAAUCUUAUUAUGAGAAGUCAACAGAUUCCUGUUACAGUAACUUCAAGAGAGAAAG